AUGAAGCGAGCCUAUCUUCAAAGCGUCUUGUCAGACCACGAAGCUGGUCUGGGAGAGGCCUUCGAGCCUUUCGACGUAACACAAUGGGUGGAGACACGGGAUGACAAGGCUCUGUCAGACGUUCUGCGGCCAUUGGCGACGGUGGGCAAGGUGGAGGUGGAACCGCUGGUGAAGGAGCUGCUGGUGGCCAGACCGACAGCACUGGCUGCGAUCAGGAGGGGAUGCACGGAUCCAGAAAUAUUUUGGCCAGAGGUCUUGCGGCACUGGGGCCGUAAGACACUUCCCAUACUGAACAAUCUGGUUCCCUUCAUGCUGAGCAUCUGGGUGAGCUCGUCAGAGCUAGAACAAGAUUUCUCCUACCUUCAGCUUUUUCAGUUGAAGAGUCGCAUCUGUGAGACACACCUGCGGGACUUGCUCAAGGUUCUGCUUGAUGGGCCGUCGGUGUCAGACUUGUGUCCUAUGAGUCGUUCGUCAGACGGCAAGAUGCAGUACACCUCCACAGACAUGAUUUUGCGAUGUCAGGCUUUGUAUCGCAAGACUUUUGGGACGGCUAAGAAUCAGCGGAAGACACCAGACCUGCCAAGACGAAAAUUGUCAGAGAAGACAGCUGCUCCUAAAGGCGUUCAGGGCUUUCUCCGAGUCAGACAUGAUGAGAUAACAUCAUUGAUGAAGCAACAGCGGGAGGCAUCAGGGUCAGACCAGACUUUGGAGCAAGCAGGCCUUGAGGAAAUCACUGCGAAUUCGGCCACCAAGAAAGCCACCGCCAAGCAGCAAAGCCUUUGUAAGACUAUGCGAGACAAUCAAGACAAGAAGAGGAAGGCUUUGGAACUUCUGGCCGAUGGGUCAGACCCGCAUGCAGAGGCGACCUUGCAAGCUUGUCAGCAGGAGAUGCAGGCGAGAGAAGUAGCUGACCUCACACGACGUGACUUGCAAUGGUCAGAGAGGAACAACUGCACAUUAUCAUUUUCCUGCAGCUGCGUCCUGAUGCCUGGCAUUGAACUUUCGUCAGACGAGCAGUCUCUGCUUGCCAAACUGAGAAUCAAGACCUUGGCCUGGAAGUCAGAUGUGGAAUUCUUCCGGGAACUGUUCCAGGUUAAGGACCUGAUUUGGUUUACAAACGGGGACGAAGGUCAGAUUGUGUGCCAGGGCGGUCUUCGCUCGGCGUGUCAGUCCAUUGGUCAGACUGCUGGUCAGACUAAUAACGACGACGAGUCAGACAAUAAGACGCCUGAGUUAGAAAGGUUGCCCGCUUUCCUCAUGGCAUCUCGUUUGGUUGGUGGCUGGGUGGCAGGAAUCGAGUGGCUUGUGGAGUGUAAGAGAUUGGGAUGGAAGCUGCAGCCAGUGCUGCGACUGGCACGUGCUGUGAGUGUUCCCCGUGAGCUGCAUCUUCAUAACUCGUCAGAGUUUUCCUCCAUGAUCAGCCAGAUCGUGUUCGUGGGCUGUCAGAUUGCGAGUGCGAACUGCCUGUGGUCCACCCGUGACUCCCGUAAGAACCUGCAGCUCGUUUGCAAUUGA
Symbiodinium sp. CCMP2592 is the source of this 1515-nucleotide messenger RNA. NCBI's taxonomy places the organism in Eukaryota, Dinophyceae, Suessiales, Symbiodiniaceae. The record is from the annotation of a GenBank genome assembly.